AUGUCCAAGGUCGAUGUUGCUCUGGGAGAUCUCUUAGCCAAGGUGCUCCCGACCGAUGUAAAGGUCACCAUCCGCCAUAUCUCAUCCACGCCCUCGACAACAACCGCUCUCUUCGCUCCUUCUCCAGGCGAAGAACCAGAGCCUACUUACUGCGAGAACCAUUUCCUUUCUGCAUCUGUUAUUCCAGGAGAAAAGGGUGAUGGCGCGGAGAUAAUCGUGUUUGGCAUUGAGGUGUUAGUCUACACUACGGCACAUCUGACCACCAUUUUUGUGUCCAAAGCGGAUUCCACCGGGCACCUGCAUCUACUCAAAGCCGGACCAAAGAGCUCAAUUCUUAGAAGAGUCACCAAUACUUUUCUCUCAUUCCUCGUACAGACCCACCAACGGCCUGGCGUUCGACUGGUUGUGUCUCUCUUCGCCCGGUCUCAGAACCAGUACUUGUUCCCUGGGAGCAUCGAGAACGCCGAAAAGCAUGUCCUCGACGAUCGCGGGCUGAUCAAAUGGUGGUGCCGCGCCCUCGAUCCAAUUCUCCGCGAGUAUGAGCCCGAAUCUGCCUCGCAGGAGCAAGACAAGAAACACGAAGAAUCAGCCCGAAGCUCAGCCACAGCGUACCUCAUCGUGCCUGGCUGCGACAAGUUUGAGACCAGAGGGUUCUUCCCUAGUAGCGCCAGAUCAGACGAUAAGGAUAAGCCUCGAUGGCUGAAUGCUUAUCCUCUGCGCCAACUGUGCAGUAAACCGGAUGCUCCGCCGCGCUCUCUGGUCCCUCGGUUCCCUGAUGACCCGAAGACGCGCUUUUUGAUUGACCUUGAUGAUGAACUUCCAGCGCCCGCAGAUGAUGAGACCUCGAGCGGUCAUUGGAGAAGUGUGAAGUCUUUGGAUCAGUUUUGGGAAAUGAUGUCUUUCCGUCAAGAGUGUUCUGCGGGAAGAUUGGUUGGGUUUUUGUGGCUUGUUAUCAAUCCUCCUGGAGUUGUGAACUCGAAUCCGAUGCUUAGUACAACCGGACUUUUGGGGGUCAAGGACAUCACUGCUACAGUUAAAGAUGCCGCAAAAGCAGAGACUGUGCUACCUACUUCUGAUGCCACGGCCAGAUCAGAUCAGAUGCAGGUUUCAGUGAUUUCCGAAAAAAGCAAGGAAGAUGCUUCAAUUCCCCAGACAAGCGAUCAGACGAAGCCUCAGCAAGCGAACGAUGGAAGUGCAUUCCACUGGCCACAGGCAGCGCGAGGACAUGCGGUAUUGGACGAGGAGGACUAUAAGAAGGCAAUCAACUUCCUUCUCGAGCAAGACUUUUACAACGAGGAGGUCUCGUUUGCCAGCACGAAGGCAUUCAACGACAAGGUCGCCGCUCUUGCCGACGAGCUUUGGAUCGGCCAGCAUGUCGUGGGAAAGAAUGCCUACGAAGAGACUACAGUCUCGUCGCAACUGUCUGAAGUGCCUGCUACGAUGCUCUUGGUCCGGAAACGUAAGAAAGAUGAAGGCGCAGCGUCAGACCAGGCUCCGAGUGGAUUUACAGAGUCUGCUGCUGCGCAGGACUCUGGUGUGAAUGUUCUCCAGGGCAGUUUGAUUCGGAAGAAGAAGAAAACCUAA
Messenger RNA from Aspergillus mulundensis, 1584 nucleotides. RefSeq names its product H3 histone acetyltransferase RTT109. Gene Ontology annotation, cellular component: nucleus. Gene Ontology annotation, molecular function: histone H3K56 acetyltransferase activity. The transcript has a single exon. Gene Ontology annotation, biological process: DNA damage response. The record is from RefSeq and is a predicted model, not a curated record. The coding region runs from base 1 to 1584 and encodes 527 amino acids. Lineage: Eukaryota; Fungi; Ascomycota; Eurotiomycetes; Eurotiales; Aspergillaceae.